This is a messenger RNA of Schistosoma mattheei, 1441 nucleotides long. The record is from the annotation of a GenBank genome assembly. NCBI's taxonomy places the organism in Eukaryota, Metazoa, Platyhelminthes, Trematoda, Strigeidida, Schistosomatidae.
UUAUUAGUCACUUCCAAAAAUCUCUAUUUUGAUGCACCAAAUGGGAGUACUCUACUCUUUUGAAUUCCCUUGGUACGUUUUUUAACUCGUUCAACGACAGUCAUGCAACAAAGAAAAGUAUGUCAAGUAAUAAAAGAUAUCGAUAUUUUUGCAACGUCCACCGACGGCAAGUUAAGAUAUCCUUCAAAUACUACUAGUAGCUUCAUCAUAACUUAAAAACUUCUUCGAUAGUUGAAGUGAAUUCACCAUCACCGCCUAUUUUACCGGAACGUUUUUACACUGAAUUUUCUAUUUACUAUACACCAAGAGAUGAUGAUCAAAUGCCUUUGCCACCAUGGCCACAAAUUAUUCCGCCACAAUUACCAUAUGCUGUUGGACGUGGUAUGACAUGGUAUGCUUAUGAUUUAAACAUUGCAAUUGAAUAUUAUGAAGAUUAUUGUGUACCAAUAUUUGAACCAACCAGUUAUUUCCCAUGUAUUCUGUUUAACUUCAAUCAUACAGCUUAUUUAAUUGCACCAGUUGAUUCAGGUUAUGGACCAUGUUGUGUAUAUCGUAAAUCAUUUGAUAUACCUAAGAGAAAUUUCAUGGAACAGUUUGCUAAAUAUUAUAAUGGUACAACUGAACAAUUGGGAUUGGGUUUAUUGAAUCAAACUAUUCAAUGGUGGGUUAUACCAUCUGAUAAUGAAAAUCAACAUAAAUACUAUCUGAAGCAAAGAAAUAAAUUUUCAUUAACUAGUCAUUCAGUUUUCGGUGGUUAUGGAUGGACUGUUGAAAAAUCAAAAAAUCGUGUACCUGUUUGCUUUUGGUACGAAGGUAAUGUUGGCUGGACUCAACAGCUGUUUUUCAAUUUUGUUACUGACGGACCGAGAAUAUAUGAUCUGGAAGGAUUUCAACUACCAGAAAUAUGUAAAACUGAUAUAACCUGUAUUUUUAGACCAUGAAAUGUUUUUAGACAAAUAAUUUGUCUAGUUGAGUGAUAAAAUUUGUAUGAGUUUGACAUAAACAUGUCUCUAUUAGCCUAUUAAUCAUAUGUGGGUAUUAAGGACUAAAAGUCAUUUUGUUUCUUAACAGUUAAAACCAUCUUGACGUGUUAAUAUUUCUUAUUUGGAAUACUUUUCUCUUGUAUUUCUUCAGAAUGUAGUCAUUGUUUCAAUCUGUAUAGUGCAUUGCAGUACCAAUCAACUUUAUGUCACAAAUAAAUAAGAGGUCUAACAACAGAAGGUUGGAAUUAUCAUGCUUGACAUACAUUAUGUUCACCAGACACAAUUUAGUCUUAGAUAAAUUAGCAAAACGCAGGACAAAUCAUUUGAUGUAGUAGGAAAUCUGGAUCCAAGAAUCGAUAAGGCUCGAAAAAUGCAACAUAAAGAUCGUAACAUCAACCCAUUAAGAUCGUUAACGUAUUUUUUUUUCUAAACAGAGUUAUAUGUGUGAUCUAUAUUUA